Molecule: messenger RNA, 1438 nt
Organism: Impatiens glandulifera
Lineage: Eukaryota; Viridiplantae; Streptophyta; Magnoliopsida; Ericales; Balsaminaceae
Exons: 6
Coding region: 167-1147 (326 amino acids)
Source: RefSeq, a predicted model, not a curated record
GGAAUGGGAAACCUCCUAAAUCUUCCAUAGCAGCAAAGCUUACAACUUUCUUUCUACAGAGACGACGACGCCUGUCUAAAGAAGAAGAAGACAAGAGUUGGCCACACCUCAUUUUCUUUCCCCUUCUUUAAAUUCUUCCCUUAAUGCCGCGUUUCCAUGUCUCUGAAUGAUGACGAUGAUCACUACCAAACCCAAUAUUUUCCUUCAUUUCUCUUCCAAUCCUCACUUCCCAAUGGAUUUCCAGUCCAAAUUACCUGACCCCAUCUUCGCUUUUCUUCUCUUCUUACUAUCCCUUUCUCUCAUUUCACUAGCGGUGCUCACUUUCUCUCUUUACCAAAGACUCCGGGAACAAAAACGACCUAGUUCCGUCGACAAAACCCUUGAACCUAACCUCACCCAUUUGUCACAAUCUCUUCUUCUAGAGAUCUUAUCUUCCAAUUCCCCUAAAUGGGUAACUCCAUCUGAAGACACGGUUUCAGAAGAAGGGUCUCACAUGGAUAAGGAUAAAGUUGAUUCUGGCGGUGAGGAAUGCGGUAAAAAGAAGAAGAAGAAGAAGGGGAAGAAGAAGAGAACCAGUUCUCCUAAUCCAAAGACGGAAGAUCAAUUGGAAUUGAAGAAGCCUGAACUCAUAUGUUCUUAUCCUUUUACUUCUUCUUCGAGUGCUAUUCAGAGGAAGAUUAAACAGGAGUAUGAUCAGCUUGUUAAAUCCAAUCAAGUCAAUGGAUUGACUCUAGCCCAGGUUGGACAGUUUGUCAAUUGCUUAAUUGAAUCCAAAAAUGAGCUCCAGCAAAGGUCGGACACUAUCCAAAGGAGGUUCACGAUAACAAAGGCAUUGUUAAAUAAAGCCGACAGAUCGAGUUUUGACCGCCUCCAUCAGCAAAUAUACAAGAUAGAACUAGAACAGAAAAGAUUGGAAGAAGAUGCAUUUGUGUAUAACUGGCUACAAACGCAGAUUAAGUUAUCACCAGCAUACAGGAAGUUGCUUGAAGUUGCUGCUGGUAUGAGGUUGGAAGCCACUAGGAAACUGGAGGAGCUGGAACAGAACACAGAUGCAGAUUUUGGGGACAUUUCGUUUGAAGAAUUGCUCGCACAAGAAAAGAAGGAUUCAUUCUGGCAAAAACACAGGAAAUCAUCAAGAUUGUCAUGAUCAACCCGGCUAACCUUACAACUAGGUUUUCUUCACUCACUGCAAAUAUACACAAGAUUAACAGGUAAAAAAACACUUUUGUAAGAAUAUCUGUGCAUAUUCAGUCUUGAAGAUCAUUAUUUGGUUUUCUUUUUGGCUGGCCAUAUACUUUUUCUUUCCUCUUUCAUUCCUAGUCGGUCUCAGCUGUAGCCAUAUUGCCAUUUUUACUCGAUAUUGGUCACUAGCACAGACACUAAGCGAAAAACUGGCUUGUUGGCAAGUUAUAUAUGUCAAGAUAUUUGGUUUUCAAGA